Zootoca vivipara (common lizard) is the source of this 5135-nucleotide messenger RNA. RefSeq names its product LIM domain containing 1 (gene LIMD1). Gene Ontology annotation, cellular component: transcription regulator complex; nucleus; P-body. The record is from RefSeq and is a predicted model, not a curated record. NCBI's taxonomy places the organism in Eukaryota, Metazoa, Chordata, Lepidosauria, Squamata, Lacertidae. Gene Ontology annotation, molecular function: transcription corepressor activity. Gene Ontology annotation, biological process: regulation of DNA-templated transcription; negative regulation of hippo signaling; response to hypoxia.
GACUACCUGGCAGGGUUGUUUUGAAGACAGAAGCGCCACCCAUGCAGGGACUACUGAUAGUAUUUCCGGACGGGCACUGAGAACCGUUUUCCGUGCAGGCUCAGAGUAAAUCACCCGAGGCUGGAGGCUGCAAGCGCUGGGAGGAGAGCAGGGCGGUUUUGGUCCCGCUCCAGAUCCAGCGCUGACUAACCCGGGUCUCCCUCUCUCUUUCCCUUUCAACCACGUUGCAAAGACCUGUUCGCAACUCCUCCCCGCCGGCCUCGGCUCCUCCCUCCUCCUCCUCUAGCCUGGCACGGGAAGGCGAGGGGUUGUCGAGCAAGCGAGAAAGGGAAGAGGAGGAGGCCGAAGUGCCUCGGCGGCCCGAAAAGAGCGGCGCCUCGGAAGGGAGGAAGGAAACCUCGCGGUUGCGCGGAGAGCAAGGGCGAGCGUCGGCGCCGCACGGCCCUUGGCGAAGGAGAAGCAGCCGUCCUCCCCGCUAGCUUAGCCGCGAGAACUUUUCGUCGGGGGAGAAGGAAGGCGAGAGCUCGUCUCCCCCCCAGAGCAGGCGGAGUCCGCCCUCGGUAUUUUCCACCAAAGUGAAUAAAAGCCUGGGAAGCCUGAAGAAACAUUUCUGUCAGAUUAAAAGCACAAAGAAUUGGAUCUUGCCAUUUUUUGGGGGAUACCCUCUGCACUUAAAGUUAUUUUGUAUGACUUGAGGAAGAGGAAACGUUUUAAGAACAGGUUUGGGGACCUGCAUUAUUGUUGUUUUUCUACUUUUUCUCAUAAAAAAUAUUAAUUACGUUUUACAUGGGAUGUUUUGGAUCCCUUAAAUAGCCCCUUUGGUUGAUGAGUGGAAAUCUUGAGCUGACUUAAGCACGUAAAAUACCAUCGCUUUGGUUUUUCCAUCCUCUUGGUGCUUGUUUGUAGGCACAAGUGAAUCUUUGCAAAAUGGACAAAUACGAUGACCUGGGUUUGGAGGCAAGUAAAUUUAUAGAAGAUCUCAAUAUGUAUGAAGCCUCCAAAGAUGGGCUCUUCCGAGUCGACAAAGCGGUUGGGAACAACCCAGAAUUUGAAGAAACGAGGAGGGUUUUUGCUACAAAAAUGGCCAAAAUUCACCUUCAGAAACAGCGAGAACAAGAGGAAUCAGGGGGUACAAAUGGUGGGGCUGGUUUUGGCAUUCAGCAUCAGCUCCCAGGCCAUCCUGUGGCUAGAAGCACUGCAGGAACAAAUAAACUGCAUUCAGGAGAAAAUAUAGCAAAGCCCCCUCUGGCUACACCGUCAACAGUGUGUGCAGGUCAUCAACUUGCCUUCCCAAACCAGCCCCAAGCACAUGCUGAUGGAGAGCGAGCAAAGUUAUACCAAGAUGACAAGCGGUCCAGCGAUGAUUAUGGAUACAGUGAAAGUCUUGGGGGUUCAGACAUUUCUGGAGGACAUAGUUAUCAGAGAGCAGGUCAACUGAACCCAUGUCAUCCUAAGACAUCUUUUUGUUCUCUUUCUCACGAGGAGCCCAAUAACAGUGAUAACCGGGCAAGCCUUCAAAGUUGGGGAAGAGAUGCUGGCAAGUUUUCCAGCCUGAAAUCCAGCAUGGGCCCCCAUUUAUGGUCCAACGUUAAUCAUGACGAGUCAUUGCAGAGAAGUCCUACGAAACUUCAAGCAGAUCUCCAUUCAUACCAGCAGCCACGGAACUCCUACAGGUCUUCAGAAAGUGGGUAUGGAAGUCAGGAAAGCAGUGGCGAAGGCUCAGGGCUUAGCCAAAGCUAUGAGCCGAAUCCAGGUUGCCCGAGAUCGUCUUUCUCUAAGGCCUGUACCCCGUUAACCUCUUCCACUGGGUUUGGUGAUGAGUUGCCUGCGGAAUAUUCGCAGCAGAGGUCUCCGUCAUUCUCUGCACGCCCUUCCAAUCGAUCUGAUGAUUUUAACCCAAGCUGUGGCAUGGAAUUGUGGACUUCUGGUACUCCAAGCAAAAGCAAUGGCAAUAUUCAGUCGAGACAUAGUGACAGUACUCAGCCUUCAGUUUCCGGCCUCCUCCCUGCUCCCCUGCCUCCAAGUGUAGAUUAUCAGCAAACUAACAGUCACCCGAAACCAACAGGUCAUUUUGUAGUCCACGGUCAAAAUCACAGGCUCAAUUGUGCUGGGUCUGGCAUGAGUCCCGAGCAGAACUCCAUCUGCUCAACAUCUCAUGGGCCGAUGAUUUCUGAUGUUCCGAAAUCUCCUUUUAAAGAGGGCACCGGCACUCUGCGGCAUGACUCUGAUCACCAAGAAACCACCGCUUCUGCAAAAAUAAAGCUACCCUGCCAGACACUCCUUCCUCAACAGGAACAGGGACCAUCCACAGCUGAAUUAAAAUUAGAAGCUCUUACCCAGCGCCUGGAGCAGGAGAUGGAUGUUUGUCCAAAGGCUGACUACUUUGGAACCUGCGUGAAGUGCAACAAAGGUGUAUAUGGUGCAAACCAAGCUUGCCAGGCAAUGGGGAAUCUCUACCACGACGGAUGCUUUACCUGUGGGGCAUGUAGUCGGAAGUUGAGAGGAAAAGCCUUUUAUUUUGUUAAUGGGAAAGUGUUUUGUGAAGAAGACUUCCUGUAUUCAGGCUUCCAGCAGUCAGCUGACAGGUGCUUCAUAUGUGGCCAUUUGAUCAUGGACAUGAUUUUGCAAGCUCUGGGGAAGUCGUACCAUCCUGGCUGCUUUCGUUGUGUGAUCUGCAAUGAAUGUCUGGAUGGAGUGCCGUUCACGGUAGACAGUGAGAACAAAAUCUACUGUGUCCGAGAUUACCACAAGGUUUUGGCGCCAAAAUGUGCAGCCUGUGGUCUUCCUAUUCUGCCAAGUGAGGGAUCCGAUGAGACUAUACGUGUUGUGUCAAUGCACAAGGAUUACCAUGUGGAAUGUUACUGCUGUGAGGACUGCAGCAUGGAACUCAACGACGAAGACGGACAUCGGUGUUACCCCCUAGAUGACCACCUGCUCUGCCAUUCCUGCCACCUUAAACAUAUAGAGAAAGGCACAACAACUCAUGCAGAUGGCUACCUACACCAUUUCUAGCCAGUUCUGCCAAACUUCCCAGAAGCCUGCCAAGGGAAGGGUUUUCGCAGCUAUCGUUUUUGAGGUGCGUAUCUCCCUCAGCUGGCAAUUUGCAGCAAGAAGAUGAAGGAAGAGGCUCCCUUUUUUCUUUCUUUUUGGCCUUGUGCAUUGUGUGUGUGGCAAUUGCACACAACAAAGGAUUUUUUUUUUGUUUCGGACAAAAACCAGUAUUAGCUGGAGUGAUUUGUGGCUCCAUGUGUGCUUCUCCCCCCCCCCUUUUUUUUUUUUGCUGAGAGAAAGUGGCGGGAGAGACUGUUUUCUUCUCGAGUCAUUUGGGAGGAAUCUUUAGCAACUAAAAUCACAACGAAUACCCUUUAAAGGACACAAGAAAGUGCCACAAAUAAGUGACAAUACACCUGCUUCUUGUUCUUGUGGCUUCUUGUUCUGAUAGUCACUCUAUGCCAAUCAGGGAAACACAACGUCCAGCCUGCCAGCGAGUCUACAUACUGAGCAGACUCUCGUGCCGUUUUUAAUUUGUGGUGACCGAGAUGUAAUCACCUGCCUUUCCUUACAUUGGUGGAAGUUAUCCUAUUGUCCUAUCCUAUUGCAUGCAGGUUGGAGGGGCUGAUCUGCCCUCACCAUUCGUUUUAGAAAUCCAGCUCUGUUCCCACAGCUCAGCCACCAGCAAGUGUUGUUGUGGAGUAGGAACAAAACAUUGCCACUUAACUUCACAACAGGGAUGGUGAUGAUGAGGUCAUCUCCCGGGAUGCUGCUAUUUGCUAAUCCUCCGCAUGUCAGAUAAAUAAGCUUUUCUGUGAGGAAAAAAUCCGCAGAACAAGGCAAGCCCGAAGAAGAGACAGAUAACAUCAGCAUGCAAAGUGAAGGGUAGAACUGCCACUCCUGUUUUGAAAAACCCCAUAGUUCCAUUGUUGUGGCCAACGAAAAUGUCACAAAAUAGGGAGCCAAGAGUUCACUGUAACUCUUCCAUCAGGCUGGAUAGUAAACAAGGUAGCAGGGGAUGUUAAAAAUGCUGGCUUGUGGCGCAGGUGGCACUGUGGGUUAAACCACAGAGCCUAGGGCUUGCUGAUCAGAAGGUCGGCGGUUCGAAUCCUCGCAAUGGGGUGAGCUCCCGUUGCUCGGUCCCAGCUCCUGCCAACCUAGCAGUUCGAAAGCACGUCAAAGUGCAAGUAGAUAAAUAAGGACCGCUACAGCGGGAAGGUAAACAGCGUUUCCGUGCUGCUCUGGUUCGCCAGAAGCGGCUUUGUCACGCUGGCCACAUGACCUGGAAGCUGUACGCCGGCUCCCUUGGCCAAUAAUGUGAGAUGAGUGCGCAACCCCAGAGUCGGUCACGACUGGACCUAAUGGUCAGGGGUCCCUUUACCUUUAAUGUCUGCAUUGGUCAAAUACUUGUUUUUGUUCUAUCGUCUUAGAAGAGGUUGGCUGCGGAGGCUGUCACGAAGAGGCCUGCACUUCAGAAUUUACUAUGCCACUGGCAUUGCUGUGAAAUAAAUAGUCACAGUGACUCAAGAGCACAAAUUUAAGGUUAGCGCAGCUUGCUGCUCUUAAUAGCCUCACUUUUUUUGAGCACUUGGAACAAUUUGAGUCUGGGUAGAGCUUUAGAGUCUGUUCUACCGGCCACUGCCUGAUUGGGCUGCCAAAUAAUCAGAGAUUAUUUUCAAGACUGUUGUUGUUUAGUCGUUUAGUCGUGUCCGACUCUUCGUGACCCCAUGGACCAUAGCACGCCAGGCACUCCUGUCUUGCACUGCCUCCCGUAGUUUGGUCAAACUCAUGUUCGUAGCUUCGAGAACACUGUCCAACCAUCUUGUCCUCUGUCGUCCCCUUCUCCUAUUUUCAAGACUAGGAUCUUCUAUACUGUUUAGGAAGAAUAGAUUAACACCUGUUUUUUGUCUUGGAACUCCUGUGCCUUAAAUCUUAACUUUUACAAUUUAAAAGUAUGUGUUUAAUACAUUUGACAUGGGCUUUGGAUUGUGUGUGUGUGUGUACUUUAGUUACUAAUUCUUGGGAUAAACUGAAGCAGUUGUUAAUUUAAUUAAUGUUAAUUUUAAAAUGUUUCCCCCAGAAGCCAAGGAGUUGAUCACCCCAAUGCAACCCAACUUACUGAGUGCCAAUAAACUAAUUCUGCA